CAGCAAACCUGCGGGAUUUCAGCGGCCACCUGAACGGAAGGCUUUGGGGCUUCUUUGACCAUGUUUGCCAAAGCUUUUAGAGUGAAAUCCAACACUGCUAUCAAAGGGUCUGAUAGGCGGAAACUACGAAGUGAUGUUGCAGCGACAUUUCCCACCCUCACUUCCGAACAGCUAUCUGAGGUUGUGCCGAAUAAAGAGGAGCUGAAUGUCAUUAAAUUAUACACUCACAAAGGAGAAGCUCUCACAGUCUAUGCCAAUGGCAGGAAUCCAAUCUUUUUUGAAAUAGAGAAAACACUGUAUCCAACAGUGUACACCCUGUGGUCUCAUCCUCACCUUCUCCCCAUGUUUUCCACAUGGCCACCUGUGUUGCAUAAACUAACAGGAGGAGCAGAUCUAAUGCUUCCAGGGGUUAUAGUGCCCUCUUGUGGUCUUCCUCAAGUAGAGCGGGGUACUCUCUGUGCUAUUACUUUGGUAGAAAACAGAGCCCCUGUGGCCAUUGGAAUAGCUACCAUGUCCACUACAGAGAUGAUGGCAGCUGGAAUGAAAGGAAAAGGCUUCACAGUGCUGCACACAUAUAUGGAUCACUUAUGGGGGUUUGGUGACAAGUCAUGCCCUCCCACAGUAGCCCCCUUAGAAGCAGAACCUUCAGAGAUGGUGGAUGCUGAAGAAGAGCUGCAGGAGGAUGAAGAAGAGGAAGGCAAUGCACCUAAAAACAGCAUCUCUGUUGACCCAUCCUUGCAGACAGACAGUGGAAAUCCAAGCGUGGAAGAAGCUAUUCAGUGUGCUCAUCUGGGAGAAAAGGAGGAACCCAAUGAAAAUGGAUCUCCAGAAACUACUGAGGAGGACAACCCAGAAGAUAGUAGGAGUCCACAAGAGCAAAUGGAUGUGUUGCUUCAUCAAUGCUUCUUCCAUGCCUUAAAAUGUAAAGUGAAAAAGACGGAGCUCCCUCUACUGACCAGCACUUUUCUGCGUAACUACAUGUUCUCAUGCUGUCCAAAAGGUGAACAACUAGACAUAAAGAAAUCUAGCUACAAAAAGUUCUCCAAGUUCCUGCAGUCGAUGCAGCAACAGAAGAUCAUCCAGGUGAAAGAACUGAGUAAGGGGGUGGAGAGCAUUGUGGACGUAGACUGGAGACAUGGAAGCAUUAGAUCCUUUGUAGUACCUGAAACAGCAGCAUCUGAAUCACCUGUCGAAGAUAGUAAAGGCGAUGAUGGAGAACAACCAUACCGCUCUCCUGAAAUCAUGCCGCUCUUCGGUGUCUCAUCCAAAAUGGCUCCAUUGUUCCAGGAAUCUGGAUAUAAGAAAGGCCACACGCUGUCCAGCAGUGAAGUGAGAAGUGCAGUCAUCAACUACGUGAAGAUUAACGAGUUGGUUGAUGAAACAAACAAAAACUUUGUAAACGUGAAUCCUGUCUUGUGCGACUGCCUGUUGAACAAGUCGGAGCAAAAUGAAAUCUCAAAACUCAAAUGGGAUGAUCUUGUAAGCAGGUGUCUAGACCAACUACAGCCCUUUCAUCAGGUCACCUUUUUUGGACAUGAACCCAUCGUGAGGAAAGGAAACAUUGACCCCAUUGAGAUCACCAUAGCACAGAGAUCGUCCAAUAAGAAGGUAACAAUAAUUAAGAACCUUGAGCUGUAUGGUCUGGACCCACAAGCUCUUGCCAACAUUCUCCAGCAAAAAGUCCAGGCCAGUGCCACCAUCACCGCACUCCCAGGAACAAAGGACAGAACACAGGUCCAGAUACAAGGCAACCAGAUUCACCAUCUUGCGAAGCUGCUGCUGGAGGACUACCACAUACCUCGCAAAUACAUCCAGGGCCUUGAAAAGGCACCAAAGAUGGGCCGAAAGAAGUAGCCAAGGCUGAAGAUCUUAUUCUGAGCUCCGUUAUUUAUAAAUAGUUUAUUCAAUGGAAAUGAGUAAUCCAAUUGCCUUACCUAGAAGAUAAUGGUUUUUAUUUAAAAGAUAAAAUAAACAAACUUUUCCC
Messenger RNA from Elgaria multicarinata webbii, 1984 nucleotides. It is a transcript of the gene EIF2D, whose product is annotated as eukaryotic translation initiation factor 2D. Gene Ontology annotation, biological process: formation of translation preinitiation complex; translational initiation. NCBI's taxonomy places the organism in Eukaryota, Metazoa, Chordata, Lepidosauria, Squamata, Anguidae. The record is from RefSeq and is a predicted model, not a curated record. Bases 61 to 1854 code for a protein of 597 amino acids. The transcript is spliced from 15 exons. Gene Ontology annotation, molecular function: translation initiation factor activity.